AUGGGAAAUGAACUUAAAAACAUUCCUUUAUCUGGAGUUCAUAUUAUAAAUACUGUGACGGGGCAAAUCACCCAUACACAGUUUCAGUUUUUUGUUAAUUUAGAAGAAUUUAAAAUAUAUGCUGCUGCAAGAUGCAAACUACCUGUGAAUCAAUUAUUUAUUUUAUUACAAGACGGCCAGAAAUUAACUGUUACUACUUUCCAAGAAUGCUCUAAAAAGGCACACGAAGAGGAAGUAUUACAGGAAGUGUACAUAUUUGAUAGAGGAUUAUUUUCCUUGGGAUUACAAAAUGAUGACGAUACAGAUGAUAUGAAUGAGUUAGUAGAAGCUUCAAAAAUAAUAUUAGAUAAAUUACAACCAGAAGAUGCUGUAAACCUUAUUCGGCCAAUUGAAUCGCCCUUAAGUGAUGCUGAUAUACGAUUAGAAACAAUUAAUCACAGAUUUGUAUCGAAUAUACUUACUACAAAUAUUGGUUGGCUCACAGCAUUGGAUAUUGAUAUUCAAUAUUUGACAGAAUCUAUUCAAUCAAAGAUGUCUGAUAUUAAUAAGAUUUUAAAGGGCUUGAAUGUUUGCUCUCGGUAUUUAGAUUUAUAUUGUAUGGAUUCAUUUGAUUUAUUUGAUUCAAAUAUAAAAUACUUAAACCAGUUGAAGGAUUUUGAAAGUUUUAAUAAGUGGGAAGAAUUUUAUGAAAGUACAUUAGCUAAUUUAAAAGGUAUUACGAAUGAUCCAUUAACCUCCUUUUUAAAUAAAAAAUCUCUUGAUAAAAAGGCGUUGGAAGUUAAAAAACUAGAUGUAUAUCUUCGAAAACAUUUUCAAAAGAUGCAAGAAAUUAUUGACGAAAAUGCAAACUUACAAAAAACAUUAAAUUUUGAGAUUGUUGAAUUAGAAAAAAAAUAUUCUCCCAAGACUUCAAAAUCUACAUUGGAAGAGACAAUGAUAUCAAAAUUUUAUGAUAUUUUAUCAACAAUGAAAAAGCAACAAUCAGUCUUAUUAUCAAAGAAGGAUGAUGAUUUAUCCUGGACUAAUUUAAGCUCAAAGAAUGAAAUAUACAAUCAGCUGAUUUAUGCAAAAGAUAAUCAAGUUAAGACUCUUCUAACAAUAGCACAGGCUUUGUUUUCUCAAUAUGAUGAAAUAACAACACUUAAAAAGCAAUUACAAAUUGAAAAUAUUCAGAAAUGGGGUAGAAUUGCUACAAUUCAAAUCAAUGUCUCUGAGAUAAAGAAAGAACUUCUUACAAAUUGUAAUGAAGAAUUAAGCAUUUAUAAAAGCCAUCAACUUGUUUUCGCAAAACUAAAAGAUUUUCCAAUUGUUUAUGGAUUAUAUCUUAUUGAGCUAUUACGACGAAAAUUAUGGAUCAAUUUCAUCUUAAAAGAUGGUCUUAACUUUGCUACAUCUUAUAAGUUGAAUUCUCAUAACGAAGAAAUAAAAAGGAAAAAGUGGCUGGAUAAUUUUGGACAUUUAUUAAAUGAUUUCAAUUUAGAGCUGCCGUCUGAAAAAGAAGACUUAAAAGUGAUUAACUGUUUUUUUGGGCGAGAUAUAAGUAAUCCAGCUACUAACCCAGCUGUAAAAUUAAAAAAUCAACAAGAAGAAACUUUAACCUCUGUGCUGGAGAUUGAAAACUUUCUCAAUAAAUAUAUUUCAUCUUUACAAGACAAUGAUUUAUUUGCAAAUUCUGUAGAUAUUUUGACUAAGAAUAUCGAAAAAGUUAAGUAUUUUCAACAUAAUGCACUUCUAUCAGAAAAUAAAAAUCCAUUACCUACUAAAUUUCAUAAAAGUUUAACUCAGCCUGUGUUACCUCUUGAUCAAAAUGAAAUAUUCCUAAAUAAUGCAACAGGUAGUGGGAUAGAUAAUAAUAAUAAGGUAUUGGUAAAUGGAUUUAGAGACAGAAUAUCAUCCAUGAGCAACAAGAUGUUCCAAUCUAAUGUAAUUUCUAAUGUAUCUUCUAAUUCAUUAUUUCCUACAGUGAAACCAGAAAUUGAACGUGAAUAUUUGCAACUAAAAGAUGAGGUUCGAAUUUUGCGCAAAGAAAAUGAUAUGAAGACUUCCAAAAUUCAAUCCUUGGAAUCUCAAAUUUCUGACAAUAAUGUUGAAAUACACGCUUAUAGAGAAACCUUGACAUCCCUAAAUAAGGAGCUUUCUAGAUUAAUAACUGAAAAAGAGGAUAAUACAGCACUAAAAAGAGUUAAGGAUGCCGAAUUUCGAGAUCAUAUUCAAAAAAUUAUUAAUCAAAAUGUUAUUCUAGAAAACAAAUUAAUAUCAUCCUCAAAAUAUUCAGAGAGGCUUGAAAUUGAAAAUAAAAAACUUCUUAGCUUCGUACUAAAUAUCAAGGUUGAAUUAACUCACAUGCGAGAAGAUUUUUUCAAUUACUUUGAUAAAGCAAAAUCCCAAUUAAAUCUUAUCACACUAAAAUAUACGAACUUUAAGAAUAAAUUACCCAAAUCCUUACUCCAACAAUUACCAAAUGCCUCUAAGAAUGCGAGUGUAAUAGGCAUAAAUCAAGUAAAUUUUUUCGAUCAGUCAUUGACUUCUCAAACUGAUUCUUAUAUCAACAGUUCUAACAAUAUGCCACUGAAGCUACUGGAAAUGAUUGUACAGAUUUUUAAAGCUAAUGUAUGUAUUUUAGAAAAUAUUGGAUUGUUGCCAACUAUUGAUAAGACUAAUAACAUUCAGAUCAUAAGAGUUAGAGGUUUACGAAAUAACACCCUAAGUGACAGUACUGCUGGUAGUAUUUCUGAUAGCACUUUUUUAAUUGACCAAAAUGAAAAAAUCAAAAGCACAUUUUUUAACAACGUUUUCCAAGAAUACUCCAAUAUGAAGAAUUUCGAACAACAAGAAGUAAAUAGCAUCGUUGUAAAUCCAAUAUUACAAUUAUUUAAAAAUCACUUGUUGGAAAACGCAGUAGUACGAAGAUUUAAAGAUAUUGAAUCAUUAGCCAAAAGAUAUAAAAAAGAAAGUAAAUUUAGAAAAAGUGUUUUGGAAACAUACAAAAAAGAAAAGAUUACUUUGAAGAAUUUUGAGAUUGGUGACCUGGCAUUAUUUUUACCAAUGAGUGAUAUUUCGAUUCCUAUUGAUUCUAAAGCAUCAUCUGUUAAUUCCUCCUUUUCAUCGGUGGAUCUUUCAACACCUCCAACGUCAGAGAUGUUGAUGAACAAGGCAAUGUCAUCAAUUUCGAUAGACACAUCAUCUAGAAGAAAGUCUAAUUAUUCUUGGGCAGCUUUUACAGCAUAUGGUGAAACUAAACGUUAUAUUUUGAAAGAAGAUACAAAGGUUCCGGAAGGUAAUGACUGGUUCUUGGGAAGAAUAGUAGCUUUGCAAAAUAAAGUUGUAACAGAAGAAGAGCCAAAUCGCUAUAAACUACCGCUCGGUUCCCAAUGGUGUAAAGUUAGUGCUACUAUAAUAUGA
Messenger RNA from Henningerozyma blattae CBS 6284, 3402 nucleotides. RefSeq names its product autophagy protein ATG11 (gene ATG11). The coding region runs from base 1 to 3402 and encodes 1133 amino acids. The record is from RefSeq and is a predicted model, not a curated record. Lineage: Eukaryota; Fungi; Ascomycota; Saccharomycetes; Saccharomycetales; Saccharomycetaceae. Gene Ontology annotation, molecular function: protein kinase binding; molecular adaptor activity. Gene Ontology annotation, biological process: autophagosome assembly; positive regulation of protein phosphorylation; autophagy of peroxisome. Gene Ontology annotation, cellular component: Atg1/ULK1 kinase complex; extrinsic component of membrane; phagophore assembly site membrane. The transcript has a single exon.